Molecule: messenger RNA, 2085 nt
Organism: Grosmannia clavigera kw1407
Lineage: Eukaryota; Fungi; Ascomycota; Sordariomycetes; Ophiostomatales; Ophiostomataceae
Product: nuclear export protein noc3
Exons: 2
Coding region: 1-2085 (694 amino acids)
Biological process (GO): DNA replication initiation
Cellular component (GO): nucleolus
Molecular function (GO): chromatin binding
Source: RefSeq, a predicted model, not a curated record
AUGAAUUCACGGCCAUUAAAGCGGCGGAAGGGCAGCCCGCCUCCUUCGGGAGAAGGGCGGACGUCUCGGAAGAAGGGCCCGACCGACGAAGUCGAGCCGGCCUUUUUCAACAAGAACGCUGCAAACUGGGAUCUAGAGCGAGAUUACGCCAAGAAGGCAAAGAAGCAGAAGACAAACGACCGGCUUCCGAUCCGAACGGCAGACGGUGUUCUGCGGGAGGCUGUCAAGGUGGCCCCUGAGAGCGGAGCCGGCGGGGAGGACGCAUUUGGCAGCGAUGACUCCGACUCGGACAACGGCCACAGCCAUGGCAGAAAAGACAAGAACGGCCGCAGACACGGCAGGGAUGCAGAGCGGACAGAGGAAGGGGCGAAGCCGCGGCUGUCGGAGGCACAGCAGGUGCGGGUGGCCAAGGAAGAGCUGGCCAAGAUUGCGCUGAAGCUGAACGAGAACCCGGAGGACAACCCGGGCGCAUUCAAGGCGCUGGCACAGGUGGCACGCCAGGCGACCUGGUCAGUUGCGGUGCAGAAGCUGUGCAUAGCGACACAGAUGGCAGUGUACAAGGACGUGAUUCCGGGGUACCGGAUCCGGACUCUGGGCGAAGAGCCGGCGGCAGCGGGCGGCGGCGAGAAGCUGUCGUCGGAUGUGCGGCGGAUCCGGGCAUUUGAGCAGUCGCUGCUGGCCGGCUACCAGGGCUACCUUCGGGAGCUCUCGCGGCUCGGCCGCGGACGGUCGGGCGGGGUGUACAACGAGAGCCUGGCCAACGUGGCGCUGACGUGCGCGUGCACGCUGCUGAACAGCGUGCCGCAUUUUAACUUCCGCGAGGACCUGCUGCGGAUCAUUGUCGGGCGGCUGAGCGGACGGCGAGUGGACGAGUCGUUUGUGCGGUGCCGGACCGCGCUCGAGACGCUCUUCCGCGAGGACGAGGAGGGCCGGCCGUCGAUGGAGACGGUGGCGCUGCUGGCCAAGAUGAUGCGAGCGCGCGACUACCGGGUGGACGAGAGCGUGCUGAACACGUUCCUGCACCUCCGGCUGCUGUCCGAGUUCUCGGGCAAGGCGUCGCAAGACCGUGUGGACCGGCCGGGCGACGAUGAGACGGCCGGAGCUCGCAAGUCGCGCGAGAAGAAAGAGUUCCGUACUAAGCGGCAGCGCAAGCAGCUCAAGGAGCAAAAGGCCCUGGACCGCGACCUGGCCCAGGCCGACGCCCUAGUAGCCCACGAGGAGCGCGACCGGAUGCAGUCCGAGACGCUCAAGCUCGUCUUCGCCACCUACUUCCGCAUUCUCAAGCUGCGCGUGCCGAAUCUGAUGGGUGCCGUGCUGGAGGGGUUGGCCAAGUAUGCCCACCUGAUCAACCAGGACUUCUUUGGCGACCUGUUGGAAGCGCUCAAGGAUCUUGUCCGCUACGGCGACGGCCAGAGCAACAGCAAGCCGGAUGCCGACGACAAAGGGGACGAGGAUGAGGACGACCGCGAGGCACUGCUCUGCACGGUGACGGCCUACGCGCUGCUGGCCGGCCAGGACGCACACAACGCGCGCAGCGACCUGCACCUGGACCUGUCCUUCUUUACGACGCACCUCUUCCGCAGCCUCUUUCCGCUGGCGCUAGAGGCCGACAUUGAGAAGCGGGCCGGCUCGCUGCAGCAGAAGCUGGCAGAUGCGACGGGCAGCGGCAGUAGCAGCGGCCACAAGGAGGGCAGCAAGGUUAACCUGCAGACGACGACGGUGCUGCUGGUGCGCUGUCUGACGGCGGUGCUGCUGCCGCCCUACAAUAUCCGGUCAGUGCCACCGCUGCGGCUGGCGGCCUUUUCGAAGCAGCUCAUGUCGGUGGCGCUGCACGUGCCGGAAAAGUCGACGCAGGCGGUCCUGGCCCUGCUGCUGGACGUGGCCGACACGCACGGCAAGAAGAUCAGCGCGCUGUGGAACACGGAGGAGCGCAAGGGCGACGGGACCUUCCAGCCGUUGAGCGAGACGGUCGAGACGAGCAAUCCGUUUGCCACGACCGUGUGGGAGGGCGAGCUGCUGCGGCGGCAUUACUGCCCAAAGGUGCGCGAGGGCGUCAAGGCGCUAGAGAAGAGCCUGACGAUGUAG